This is a messenger RNA of Peromyscus maniculatus bairdii (prairie deer mouse), 4314 nucleotides long. NCBI's taxonomy places the organism in Eukaryota, Metazoa, Chordata, Mammalia, Rodentia, Cricetidae. The record is from RefSeq and is a predicted model, not a curated record.
UGGGACCUUUGGGGAUGGUGCCCCACCCAUUCCUUCUCAGCUCUGAGCUGCAUGCCUGCCCUCCUGGGGAACAGAUGGCUACGGUUUAUUUGGACUCUCCUCACCUGCUUCACACCGCUCAGGGACAAACAUCCCCAGAAAUGAUCCCUCACCCUGGCAGUUGGCAGUGUUUGGUCUGGAGGAACAUAUUAUCGCAUCUCAUGCCCCAGCCCUGGCCUGGCCUGGCAGAAGACCUGCCGGCUGAGCAGGCCCCCACCUGAAGAAGGAGAAGCAGAGGAGCUUGGAGUGAGGACAACAGCUUCCUGUCACUCCCUGUUGGUAGCAGUGAUCGGAGCUGUUUUCUCCUUGAUGCUAAGAUCCUGCCAGGCCAGGAGCUCUCCUCCCUUUCCACAGCCAGAGACAGCAAUCUGGCCUGCAGGACAUGGGGACGAGGAUCUGAGACCGCCUGUAGCUCCGGCCACUUUCUGUCGUCUGUGGAUUUGGCCUGUGUGGGCCACUGAGCUCCAUUCAAGUACCGAAGAGGAGGAGGGGAGAUCUCUGGAAUGGGCCAGUCCAUUGGCCGUCACCAGCCACCCUGCUGCUGAAGCUGCCCUGCUCAUGUGUGCCCAGGCCGUGGGACCCAGGGCCUGCUAGGGCUAGGAGUGGGGCCCACUAUUCAUGGGUCUCUAGGCCUUUUCGAAAUGCCUGGGAAGGGAGGCUGGGGCUGGUGGUGGGCCCGGCUGCCCCUCUGCCUGCUCCUUAGCCUUUAUGGCCCCUGGGUGCCUCCAUCCCUAGGGAAGCCCAAGGGUCACCCCCACAUGAACUCUAUCCGCAUUGACGGGGAUAUCACGCUGGGAGGCCUGUUUCCUGUCCAUGGCCGUGGCUCGGAGGGUAAAGCCUGUGGGGAGCUGAAGAAGGAGAAGGGCAUCCACCGGCUGGAGGCCAUGCUCUUCGCUCUGGAUCGCAUCAACAAUGACCCGGACCUACUGCCCAACAUCACCCUGGGCGCCCGCAUUCUGGACACCUGCUCCAGGGACACCCAUGCCCUGGAGCAGUCACUGACCUUUGUGCAGGCGCUCAUCGAGAAGGACGGCACGGAGGUCCGCUGCGGCAGCGGCGGCCCGCCCAUCAUCACCAAGCCUGAACGAGUGGUGGGCGUCAUCGGAGCUUCAGGGAGCUCGGUCUCAAUCAUGGUGGCCAACAUCCUCCGCCUCUUCAAGAUCCCCCAGAUCAGCUACGCCUCCACAGCCCCUGACCUGAGCGACAACAGCCGCUAUGACUUCUUCUCCCGUGUGGUGCCCUCGGACACAUACCAGGCCCAGGCCAUGGUGGAUAUCGUCCGGGCUCUCAAGUGGAACUACGUGUCCACGCUGGCCUCAGAGGGCAGCUACGGCGAGAGCGGCGUGGAGGCCUUUAUCCAGAAGUCCCGAGAGAACGGAGGUGUGUGCAUUGCCCAGUCGGUGAAGAUUCCUCGGGAGCCCAAGACCGGGGAGUUUGACAAGAUCAUCAAACGCCUACUGGAAACAUCCAAUGCCAGGGCCAUCAUCAUCUUUGCCAAUGAGGAUGACAUCAGGAGGGUUCUGGAGGCGGCACGCAGGGCUAACCAGACGGGCCACUUCUUCUGGAUGGGCUCAGACAGCUGGGGCUCCAAGAGUGCUCCCGUGCUGCGCCUGGAGGAGGUGGCUGAGGGUGCUGUCACCAUCCUUCCCAAGAGGAUGUCUGUACGAGGGUUCGACCGAUACUUCUCCAGCCGCACGCUGGACAACAACAGGCGCAACAUCUGGUUUGCCGAGUUCUGGGAGGACAACUUCCACUGCAAGCUGAGCCGCCAUGCGCUCAAGAAGGGAAGCCACAUCAAGAAGUGCACCAACCGAGAGCGCAUCGGGCAAGACUCUGCCUAUGAACAGGAGGGGAAAGUGCAGUUCGUCAUUGACGCCGUGUACGCCAUGGGCCACGCACUGCACGCCAUGCAUCGUGACCUGUGUCCUGGCCGCGUAGGACUCUGCCCUCGCAUGGACCCUGUGGAUGGUACCCAGCUGCUGAAGUACAUCCGAAACGUCAACUUCUCAGGUAUUGCAGGGAACCCUGUAACCUUCAAUGAGAAUGGAGACGCACCAGGACGUUAUGACAUCUACCAGUACCAACUGCGCAAUGGCUCGGCUGAGUACAAAGUCAUCGGCUCCUGGACUGACCACCUGCACCUCAGAAUAGAGCGGAUGCAGUGGCCGGGGAGUGGCCAGCAGCUGCCGCGCUCCAUCUGCAGUUUGCCCUGCCAGCCGGGCGAGCGGAAGAAGACCGUGAAGGGCAUGGCUUGCUGCUGGCACUGUGAGCCCUGCACAGGGUACCAGUACCAGGUGGACCGCUACACCUGCAAAACCUGCCCCUACGACAUGCGGCCCACAGAGAACCGCACGGGCUGCCAGCCCAUCCCCAUCAUCAAGCUGGAGUGGGACUCACCCUGGGCCGUCCUGCCUCUCUUCCUGGCCGUGGUGGGCAUUGCCGCCACAUUGUUUGUGGUGGUCACUUUUGUGCGCUACAACGAUACCCCCAUCGUCAAGGCCUCGGGCCGGGAGCUGAGCUAUGUGCUGCUGGCGGGCAUCUUUCUGUGCUACGCCACUACCUUCCUCAUGAUCGCAGAGCCCGACCUGGGGACCUGCUCGCUCCGCCGCAUCUUCCUGGGGCUCGGCAUGAGCAUCAGCUACGCAGCCCUGCUCACCAAGACCAACCGCAUCUACCGCAUCUUCGAACAGGGCAAGCGGUCAGUCAGUGCCCCACGCUUCAUCAGCCCAGCCUCACAGCUGGCCAUCACCUUCAGCCUCAUCUCCCUGCAGCUGCUUGGCAUCUGUGUGUGGUUUGUGGUGGACCCCUCCCACUCAGUGGUGGACUUCCAGGACCAACGGACACUGGACCCCCGCUUUGCCAGGGGCGUGCUCAAAUGUGACAUCUCUGACCUGUCGCUCAUCUGCCUGCUGGGCUACAGCAUGCUGCUGAUGGUCACGUGUACCGUGUAUGCCAUCAAGACUCGAGGUGUGCCUGAGACCUUCAAUGAGGCCAAGCCCAUCGGCUUCACCAUGUACACCACCUGUAUCGUCUGGCUGGCCUUCAUCCCCAUCUUCUUUGGCACCUCACAGUCGGCCGACAAGCUGUACAUCCAGACAACCACACUGACGGUCUCCGUGAGUCUGAGCGCCUCUGUGUCCCUGGGAAUGCUCUACAUGCCCAAAGUCUACAUCAUCCUCUUCCACCCGGAGCAGAACGUGCCCAAGCGCAAGCGCAGCCUGAAAGCCGUGGUCACCGCAGCUACCAUGUCCAACAAGUUCACACAGAAGGGCAACUUCAGGCCCAAUGGGGAAGCCAAGUCAGAGCUGUGUGAGAACCUGGAGGCCCCAGCACUGGCAACCAAACAGACCUAUGUCACCUACACCAACCACGCCAUCUAACCGGGCUGAGGAGCCACGCCAGUGACGGAGUCACAACCUCCAAGGAUGGUGCAUCGGGCCAGGGCCACUCCUGCGGGCCCUGCUGAUGUCCUGCCUGCCCCAUGGGCAUCCACGAAUGUGGCUUGGUGCUGAGGACAGUAGAAACCCCCGGCCAUCACUGCUGGGCAAGCCGUGGUGGGCAACCGGAGGAGGCUGCAUGGCCGGGGCAGUUCCAGAUUGUGCCACACAGGCCUUCCGUCUGGACCCAUGUCGUGCCCAGCUCCAGCACCGGGGCCUGGUCUCCAGACCCGAGCCCUGGCGUUUUCUCCCUCCUGCCUCCGUCUGUCCUGUUGGUGACCCUGGUUGGUCCUUCCCGUCUUUGCGUUUCUCUUCCGUCUUUCGCUCUGCAUGUGUUGUCUGUUUGGGCUCUCUGCUUCUGUGUUUUCCUUUCUGCCCCUGCCCCUCCUCUGCCAUCUGCCCUGUCCCACGCCUUCUGCUGCCCUGAGUUGCCCCACCCCCGCCCCAUGUCACUUCUCAUGCAUUUUUCUUUUCUGUCCCAUCGACUUCAUUUUCUUCCAAGUUUUGUUCCCUUUACUCCAUCCACCAACUCCUUCAUGUUACAAAAGAGAAAAAAAAAGGGGGGGGGGAUCAAAACACAAAAAAGCCCAAACACAACUAAUCUUGAGUGUGUUGCAAAGUGCUGCGUCCUCCUGGUGGCCUCUGUGUGUCCCUGUGGCCUGCAGCCUGCUCGCCCACCCUACCCGUCUGCCGUGUGUCCUGCCCGCCUGCCCGCCUUGCCCUUCCUGCCAACGACACGGAGUUCAGUGCCUGGGUGUUUGGUGAUGGUCCCUGAUGUGUAGCAUGACUGUUUUUAUACUGAGAACAUUUCUAAUAAAGAUAAACACAUGGUUUUGCA